Suhomyces tanzawaensis NRRL Y-17324 is the source of this 1242-nucleotide messenger RNA. RefSeq lists its product as uncharacterized. The transcript has a single exon. The coding region runs from base 1 to 1242 and encodes 413 amino acids. The record is from RefSeq and is a predicted model, not a curated record. Lineage: Eukaryota; Fungi; Ascomycota; Pichiomycetes; Serinales; Debaryomycetaceae.
AUGCUUCCUCGCUCCACCCCUAUGCUCAAGCGGAAGUAUGAAGGCUUUGGUCCCCAGAAAUUCCCACCAAUUCUGGUGUCUUCGCCCCCACUGGGGCUCAACCGUAGAAUUGAUGAAAUGGCCAUGCCUGCCCACGGCCCAGGCCUGACCCACGAAAGUGCUCAAAAGCGCCGCAAGAAGCUUUGCCAGCUCGUAUCUCCACAGCUGGGGCUCUCUUUCGUGGAUACAGCAAUUUCCACUUUACCAACUGGUGCGUUCACUAGACCACAAGAAGUAUUCCAACACGUUCUGGAAGAGCACGACGAUGCCGGGGCAUGCCACAGCAUGCCGUUUUCCGGCAGUACAAAACGUCCUUUGGUUCGCCAGUUCAUGAUGGUGGCAAACAAGGAGCCUCUAAACCUGACCAGUAUCUGCUCCCAGAGAGACAGCCAUGCCUCGAACUCGUUGGAUACCAACUUCCGGGAGAAGAGGAGCAUUAACGUCCAUAGUUUGGCGCUGCUUCAGCCUCCAAAGGUUCCUAUUGAAAACUCUCCUCAAAUCCCAUCGCUGAAAUCAUCACCAUGUCCCAAUUUCGCAGCCACCAUACAAACGCCCCAUGAGCCUCGUUACCCAAUUUCCAAAAUGCCUGCCUCCAUCAGGCAAGAAAUAGCCAUCCACAAUGAGUUAAAUCUCUUCACCUUAUCUGAUUUCUUUCAGAACCAUCUAGAAGAGAGGCUAAUGCGGUGGAGACCCAGUGAGUCUCAACAAAAUGUGGACGAUGCCUUGAGAGGACCCCAUCCUUUCCAAACACUCAAUGACCAGGAAAAUGUCCAGCCAAAUUCGUUUCUUGCCCUGUUGAAAGACUGGUUCAGCAAGGAUCUCAAAACUACGGCUCAAACGCUUCCCCUGCCUCUUAGCAUUGUGCCUCCCCAUGAUUUGAGGGAUACAGAUUUAAUUCAGGCAAUUGGUGCUUUGCGGAUGAAUCCGAAUACCUCGGACUCGAUCCUCCAAAGAGUCCUGCCUGCUUAUCUUGCGGCUCAUUCUGUGGCUCUACAAAUGACUCCAACUCCAUUAGCGUUUCCAUUGGCGGAAUUGCAACUGGAAAAUGCAUUGCACCCAUCAGUUGCAUUCUAUAGAUCACUGGCAUCAAGAAGUGAAUUUAGAGAAAUCUACGAAGAUGUAGAAGACUUUUUCGUGAGUUGUGCCCGUGAUUUUUGGGAGUCUCUAGUAGGGGCGGUCUCUUAUUGUCACGGUUCCGCCUAA